AUGGACUUCAUCGAGGUCUGUGAAGUGUUCGGUGGAUCCAUCUUUUCCGACGAGUAUCGCGGUAGCUAUGAGGAAGCAGACAGGAAGAUCAGAGCUCUUGGGGGCAACACUCCCGCAACGAUGGAUCCAACAUGUCAGUACGCCAGGAUUCUACUUCUGCGAGCAAUAUUCCACAUGCUCUCCGGAAACUUCCCCAAGGCUCGAGAAUGUAAUCAGUCUCUUCAAGAUUUACAGCACAGAGGGCUAGACGAGAGAUGGAAACUACGAAGCAAAAUAUACAGCUUCUACGGCAAUAUGUUACAGUAUCGGCUCCCUCUCAUCCGUUUCGCGAUGAUUCCUGGUGAUCCCUACGAAGGCUUGAAGAAGGAUGCCUCCUACCUGAAGAACAUGUAUCGCCAGGCGCAGCAAGCCGGGAUGGCCAUAUCAUCCUGCGGAUCAGCGGAAGUAGUUGAUAUGCUCGAGCAAGCGCUGGUACUAGACUUAUGGAAUUUCCUUGACUCUUUUCACUUUUCAUUUCUUGCACACCCUAAUUUCACGCCGUGUGUUACCACAAAAUCUCUCCCGCAAGACCAUCUGAAGGGCAUCAGCUUUGACAAUAUGCAAGUGCCUUACUUGUCUACCACAUUGGCUGAGUCCAUGAGUCGAAUGGGACCUGUCUUCACGAAUACCCUGGAGAGGUGGUCUAUCGACAUCGAGUUAGCGAGGGGAUCGGAAAAUGGAGGCAGCAGUCUCAGCCAACUCGGAUCCGAGUACGAGAAGGUUAAUGACUACGCUGGCCUAGGCCUUUCCAUGAACCUGAUCUGUGAGAUCCGAGAAAGUGGUUGGGCAAAUGUGGCUUGGGACGCGUUAGAGGAGACCUUCUCAUUGCACAACGAUAAGGCUGCUCAGGAGUGCUAUUCUCAAGCUCUUUUCUAUAUGGAAGCUGCAAACGCACCGAGAGGCCAAGCUGCUGUAUACUUGCGCAGGGCUUGCCUGAAUCAUGCAGAAGGCAUAUCGUCGAAGGCAGGUGCGGACAACGAGCAGUUCCGCCAAGCGGAGAGUGAUUUGUUAGCUGCACUUUCGCUUUUCGCGCAUGACGACAUGAACUCGCAAAUUGUUGUUUGUCAUCAGAUUCUGCUUGGCUGUAGCCGUGGCGCAUCUGAAUUAGCUAUAAGCAAAGCAAAGUACUUGGGAGGCGAAUUGCACAAAACGGAAAGCAGCGCAAUGUCCCACUUCUUGGGGAUCUUGAUGCUUCGAUUCGCUCACUCACAGUUCUCACGCAAUGGGAACGUCGACGUGGCAGCUACCUGUUGUCAAUGUGCCAUUGCCUACUACGCAGCACUCGACAAUCCUCUGGGUUCUCUUUGGGCAGCUGAAGCAUAUAUUACUCUUCUUAAAACGACGCACGACUGGACCUUGGCGGAGGCAAAGAUUAGAGAAACCAUUAAGCCUGCUGGAAUCCUACACGCUGCAUUUGCAUACAUUGAUGGCAUUCUGAGUCGGGACGCCAACCACCAGCAUCUUCAAGUUCCAAGGGCUUCACUUUUGCUCGAAUUUGACACGCUAGUCAAAUCUGUGUGUUCUAUGACCGGAAGGGAAGCUUUGAGGGUAGGGUGGGAAGAAGUUCGCCAGGCCCUUCAGCCGAGAAGACCAGUUAGUACUAUGAAAUUUUCACCUCUUAGUGCUGAAGCAAGAGCUCAUGUGAAUGACCCGCUACUUGGUUGUGGUGAAUCCGAGCAAGAACACUUCAUCCGGACAUAUGAGACCCGAAAUUCCUUUAUUACUGCGUAUUUUACCUCCAUUGACCACAGUUUUGAGGCCAUCGGAAGAGGUGACAUUGACGCUGCCGAGGCCCAGCUUCAGACAUUUAUCCACAGCUGUGAUUCUCAAAACCAAUUGAAGGAAAGAGAAAUACUUUCCCACAAAAUCCCAGCCUUAGCACAACUAAGUAGGGUGGAAGAAAUGCGACAGGAGCUCCCGCGAUUUCUAUCCGACUGGUUCUCCACGGAUAUUAGGGCGGAUAGCCGCCUAUUGUUUAAUCUUCGUAACAUGCCCAGUGAUGUUCGGGAACACGCAAUGGGGGUGCGUGCAAAUACAGCACACGAAGAUAUCGCCAUGUGUUUUAUCGCCCAGGCGUGGGAUAAGGGGUCCGUGAUACUGAGAAGAAUCUCGAAGACCUUACCCGAGUUCACUACGAAGAUAAGAACAGAGCCAAAGCCCGAUAGCUGGCAAUUGCUCACUUUUAUUGGCGCUAUCUACGAACGAGAAGGGAAUUUUGAGAAAGCCCUUGACAGUUUUCUGGGUGCUCUGUAUCAGCUUGAGAACUUAAGAUAUCUAAUCCCUAACCCCGACAGCCGGCGCAGGGCCUAUUCAUCAUUACACACCGCGGAAUUGUUUUGUGGACUUACGCGAAUAUCGCUCGCCAUGUCAUUGCAAAAUACUAAACAAAGCCCACAGGAGUGGCGUCUACCGGCGACUACCUGGAGAGACCAGGCCCUUAUUUUCAUGGAGCAGGGGAGAGCGAGGUCAUUACUAGAAAUACUACAGGCACAAAAGUCCUCGAGUACCGAAAGCAUCCAGAAGUGGAUGGACCAGUCAUACAGGGCUCGUGUGCUAUCUACAUUGGUACAGUCACGAUGUGAUCCCCAGGACGAAGCUGAUGUUACCAAGAGGGCUGCUAAGGUAGCCAAGGAGCUUGGUAUUCCCGAUAAUUCAUUCGAUCCCGUGGAGGAGGCACUCAAAGGCUGGCAUGAUACAACCGCACAGGUAUAUAAGAGUACAAUGUUUCUACCGGAUACGCGUGGACUUCUCGGCUCCAUUCCUUCUGGCUCAGCCGUCAUUGAAGUGGCUAUAUGUAUGAGCGGCAUAAUGGUUAUGUGCAUCUCAUCGGAAGGCAUUCAAUCUGUCCAUCAAUCCAGCCUCGGAGUUUAUCAAUUGCGAAGGCUCGUGGUAGCAUACCUCGGAAAAAUACAAGCCCUCCUAAAAGAUCCAGUUGGUGACAAGGCAGCCCAGCUAGCUGCGAGUCUGAGUGAUAUUGCUGCAAUCUUAUCUGCGCAAUUGAUCAAGCCAUUUACUGCAACCAUACGCAAAAGUAACGCUAUUAUCUUCGUACCCACAUCAUACCUUAAUGUCUUCCCUCUGAGCGCGCUGAUCUUGGAUGGGGAGCCUUUGAUUCUCAAAAAGCCAGUGUACCAAAUCCCUAGUCUAUAUGUUCUCCGACACCUCUCGCAUACAGCGUCAAACAUACCGCGAGCUACUGGAGCCUCUGUGUUGGCCGAUUGCGGAACUGGUCGGAAACAGUUGCAUUACGUUGGUCCGGAGGUGGUCUCUAUCUGCAACUCUCUGCGCGUCCUACCUACUGAGAAGAGGAGGUUUUUAUCUUCCUUAAAUUCUUCCGAGAUCAUACAUAUCUCGUCGCAUGGUUCGGAGAAUUACUCCUCUCCUUGGGAAUCUACCGUACUGGGUGACGAGUUCCGCGUUGUUGAUAUGGCAAAGAUAGGCACUAGAGCUUCCCUUGUGGCUUUCAGCUGCUGUCUCAGCGGUAAAGGCCAGAUAAGCUCCGGAGAUGACCUUGUUGGUUUUUCGCAUGCUGUACUUCAGUCCGGCUCGCUGGCAUUCAUUGGUGGCUUAUGGAAGGUUGAUGAUGCGACAACCAUGCUGCUGAUGCAUUUGUUCUAUAAGCAACUUGCGGCACAGCGCAAUGAUACAAAGGGUGGUGGUACUUGUCUAGCAGUUGCCUGGCAUCGGGCUGUGCGAGAGCUUUACCGACUUGACUCUCGGAGUGCAGGUACCAUACACGAUGAACUGGAGGAAAUGUGGAAGGCCACAAGGGGCAAGACAACCAGACCAGAAGGCAAUUUCACUAAUCUCAAGUACAUGAUGGAUCUGCUCAGGAGUAAGAUUGAUUCGGGAAAGUUGGAUUUCACACUUCCAUGUUAUUGGGCUCCGUUUUCUCUGGUUGGAUAUGGAAAUGCAGUGGUCCUUGGUCCGUUAGGGCAAAAAUAG
This is a messenger RNA of Aspergillus welwitschiae, 3984 nucleotides long. RefSeq names its product CHAT domain-containing protein. The transcript has 2 exons. Lineage: Eukaryota; Fungi; Ascomycota; Eurotiomycetes; Eurotiales; Aspergillaceae. Bases 1 to 3984 code for a protein of 1327 amino acids. The record is from RefSeq and is a predicted model, not a curated record.